AUGUUGGAUGAAGAAAAUGUUUUAGUCAACACGUUCCGAAUGGUAAAGGAAAAAAUUAAUCAAGAAAAUCUCUCGCAUGUAAGUUUAAGGUUGCUUGGCAAGACUUAUAACCUACCUACUGUUUCUAAGAUUGAUGUUCUUGUGGUUAGUGAUUUUGAUGAAGCCUUGGGUGGUCGGGAUAUUAUUGUUGAAAAAAGAUCUGGUCGAUUGCAGCGUAUUGAUGAAUUGCAUCCUUCUUAUCUUGCACUACAGUAUCAUUUGCUUUUUGCUUACGGCGAGGAUCAAUAUAGUGAAAAGAUUGGUUUAUCAGGUUCUGGCACUUCUUCGGGCAAUAGAAAGAGAGUUAGCCCAAAAGAGUUUUUUUCAUACCGAUUGCAUGAUAGGCUGAAUGAGUGUUCUGUUAUUUUGUAUGGUCGGCGGUUAUUCCAACAAUUUGUUGUUGAUGCUUAUACCAUGGUUGAGACUGGCCGUUUAUUGUUUGUCAGAACACAACAGAAAAAAUUGCGUGCUGAAAUGUAUAGUGGUUUGGCUGAGGCUGUACUUCGAGGUGAUACAGAUGGUUCUAUGCAUGGUAAACGAAUCAUUUUGCCUUCCAGUUUUGUUGGUGGUGCAAGAUAUAUGAUCCAAAAUUACCAAGAUGUCAUGGCCAUAUGUAGAUGGGUUGGUUAUCCAUCUUUGUUGAUUACAUUUACGUGUAAUCCAAAGUGGCCAGAGAUUGUUAGAUUUCUUUCUGCUAGGGGCUUAAAAUCAGAUGAUCGUCCUGAUAUUGUGUGUAGGAUUUUUAAAGUUAAGUUGGAUAGUUUUGUAAGAGAUCUUAAAACCAAAAAAAUCUUCGGAGCUGUGAAAGCAGUGGUGUAUACAAUUGAGUUUCAGAAGCGUAGUUUGUCACAUUCACACAUUUUGUUUUUUUUAAGCAAUGAGGAUAAACAACCUCGGCCUCAACAUAUUGAUGAGAUUAUUUCUGCUGAGAUUCCUGAUCCAGUAACUGAUCCGGGCUAUUUUGAGAAUGUGAAAGAGUAUAGGGUGCAUGGUCCAUGUGGUGUUGUUCGAAAAUCUUCUCCUUGCAUGCGGAAUGGAAGAUGUUCAAAAUACUUUCCAAAAAAAUUUGUGGGUGCCACAACUUUUGAUGAUGAAGGUUAUCCUGUUUACAGACGUAGAGAUAGUGGUCGUGUUAUUAUGAAAGAUGGGGUGCCCUUGGACAAUAGAUACAUUGUUCCACACAAUCGUGCACUACUUAUGAAAUAUGGUGGUCAUGUAAAUGUCGAGUGGUGCAAUCAAUCGCGAUCCAUCAAGUAUUUGUUUAAGUACAUAAAUAAAGGUCAUGAUCGCGUGACUACAUCUUUUUUCCAGUCUGGCCCAAAUGGUUCUGAUCAAGUACAUGACGAAAUUAGUUUGUACUAUGAUUGCAGAUAUAUUUCGUCAUGUGAAGCUGCUUGGAGAAUUUUGGGGUUUGAGGUUCAGUAUAAGGAUCCAUCCGUUGAAAGACUAAGUUUUCACCUUCCUAAUGAGCAGAGCGCUAUUUUUUAUGAGAGAGAGCGAUUGGAUAAUGUUUUGAACCGGAAUACAAUACAUCAGAGUAAGUUUUUGGGUUGGAUGGAUGCAAAUAAGAUUUAUUCUGAGGGUCGUGAUCUCACUUAUGGUGAAUUUCCUACCAAAUUUGUCUGGAAAACAGAUCAUUGGCAACCUAGAAAACAACGUUUCUCCAUUGGGAGGUUGUUUUAUGUUCCUCCUAGUUCUGGUGAUAUCUAUUAUUUGAGAUGUUUAUUGAACAUUGUUAGAGGAGCUGCAUUAUAUGAAGACAUUAGACGUGUGAAUGGAGUUCAGUAUAAUACAUUCCGAGAUGCCUGUUUUGCUUUAGGAUUGUUGGACUUUGAUAAGGAAUAUGUUGAUGGCAUUAUUGAGGCAUCAUUUUGGUCUUCUGCCCAUUCCAAGCAAGAUUGUUGGUUGUUGUUGAGCGACGAGGAUGUCCAAAAUUUUGCUUUGGCAGAGAUUGAGAAAUUGUUGUUAAAUGUUGGAAAAAGUUUGCGUGAUUUCCAGGGUAUGCCUUAUCCGAAAUCUGACUUUGGGAAGAGUUUGGACUUUCUUUCUAAGUUUAUUGAUGAACAACUUCAUGUUCAUGAUACUAUUAUGUCAUCUGUUGACUCAAAUGUUGGAGGAAUGUUUUUUGUUUAUGGUUAUGGAGGUACUGGUAAAACUUUUAUCUGGAGGUCUUUGUCAGCUGGGAUUCGUUCGAGAGGUGAAAUUGUUUUAAAUGUGGCAUCCAGUGGCAUAACUUCUUUGUUGUUGCCUGGAGAUUCGAUGUGCAAUAUAAAACCUGGGAGUGCGCUUGCUGAACUUAUUGUUAGAGCGAAGCUUAUCAUAUGGGAUGAAGCUCUGAUGAUUCAUAAACAUUGCAUUGAAGCUGUGGAUCGGACUUUUAGAGAUAUCAUGCGUGUAUGUGAUAAGUGUAGUAUGCAGAAACCAUUUGGUGGAAAAACUAUUGUUUUUGGUGGUGACUUUAGGAAAAUCUUGCCUGUUGUUCCAAAAGGUAGUAGGCAAGAUGUUGUGAAUGUUGUUAUCAACUCUUCUUACCUUUGGAAGUAUUGUACGGUUCUGAGGCUUACAAAAAAUAUGAGACUGUUGAGUGCUGGAUCAUGUGAUGAAGCGGAACGUUUGAAGGAAUUUUCUUCUUGGGUUGCUUCAAUAGAAGAUGGUGUUCUUGGUGGUCCAAAUGACGGUAAAGUGACUAUUGGUCUUCCUUCUGACAUUGUUUUGUCUAAUUCUGGUGAUCCUUUGAAAACAAUUGUUUCCAAGAUAUAUCCAUCUUAUAUGAAUCAUGAAGAGUUAAGUGGUUGCUUGCGAUAUCUUGCUAUACUUGCUCCUACAUUGGAGAUUGUUGGCGAGGUCAACCAAUUCAUGAUGUCGUUGGAUCAGUCUGAAGGCCGUCUUUAUUUGAGCUCUGACAGUAUUGCUAACUCAGAUUCGACAUCGGAUGGUUUAGUUGCGCUGCAUUCUGUUGAGUUUUUGAACAACUUGAAGUGUUCAGGUACACCUAAUCAUGAAUUGUUGCUGAAAGUUGGUACUCCUGUCAUGCUCCUAAGGAAUAUAGAUCACUCGAAUGGAUUAUGCAAUGGCACAAGAUUGCUAAUUACACGAUUAGGUGAUUAUGUUUUGGAGGCUCAAGUGUUGGCUGGCCAUAAUGUUGGGCAUAAAGUUCUGAUCCCUCAAAUGUCUUUAAUUCCUUCUGAUCCAAGUCAUGGACAAUUGUAUGUUGCUAUAUCUCGAGUUACGAGUCGUGCAGGUCUGAAGAUUUUGGUUUGUAAAGACGAGGAUGUUGAUAGUAGGGGUGAUUCGACUGUUAAUGUUGUUUACAAAGAGGUUUUCCAAAACUUAUGA
Salvia splendens (bonfire salvia) is the source of this 3375-nucleotide messenger RNA. RefSeq lists its product as uncharacterized. Bases 1 to 3375 code for a protein of 1124 amino acids. Gene Ontology annotation, biological process: DNA repair; telomere maintenance. NCBI's taxonomy places the organism in Eukaryota, Viridiplantae, Streptophyta, Magnoliopsida, Lamiales, Lamiaceae. The transcript has 6 exons. The record is from RefSeq and is a predicted model, not a curated record. Gene Ontology annotation, molecular function: DNA helicase activity.